Molecule: messenger RNA, 7960 nt
Organism: Panthera uncia (snow leopard)
Lineage: Eukaryota; Metazoa; Chordata; Mammalia; Carnivora; Felidae
Gene: RERE
Product: arginine-glutamic acid dipeptide repeats
Exons: 24
Coding region: 806-5452 (1548 amino acids)
Biological process (GO): regulation of DNA-templated transcription
Cellular component (GO): nucleus
Molecular function (GO): sequence-specific DNA binding; chromatin binding; transcription corepressor activity
Source: RefSeq, a predicted model, not a curated record
CGGGCCCGAGCGCGGAGUGGGCGGCGGGUCGGUGCAGCAGCCCCGCCGCGGCUCGGCCACCAUCGCCGAGGCGCCGCUGCUCCCACAGACGCUCGCGAGCCGCCCCCCGCGCUCCCAGCCUCCUCUUCCUCCCGCACGCCCGAGACGCUCGUCCGACUCGGGUCUCGCCCCCGCCUCCGCCUCCCCCGUGCUCUUCCCUCGCUCGCUUCCCACCUUGUCUCUGCCUCAUUUUCUCUCCUAGUUGAGGAAAAAAAAAAUCACCAUCAUCCUCAGGGAGCCCCUCGCCCUCAGAAAAACAAAACCAGACAUGAUCCUGGGCUCCCGCUCCUGAAGGACCGGCCGAGCGAGGAGCAGGGAGCAAGUGGAGACCGCCCCCGAGGUCACGGGAGGGAAGCCCCUGCAGCCCCCGGCCCUGUCCCCGCGGCCGGCCCCCUCCUCGGCCCGAGCCCGGCGGCCCCCAGCCCCGCGGGCCUCCCGCCCCGUCCCCCACUUUCCCGGGAGCCGGCCGAACACACCUCCAUUGAUGGUGUAGCGCAUCCGGGGAAGAGAGAAGAUCUGCUAAGACUGUUGGUUAAGCGUUUGGAGCCAGACCGCUUCUUAAGCUACCUACCAGCCCCCCAGAUGGCAGGCUGCUCACCUGUUCAAGCCAGCUCUCAUUGAGCGUUUUUGAAGCAUUGGGGUAGUUGGAGUGGCUGGAUUUUCCCUGGAAUUGAGUGAGAAAUUCAGAAGACUGAAGCCCAGGCUUACUGUCUACCUUUCACGGAGGCCUAGCCGUGAGAGGACAGAAGAAGGCACGUGGCGAAUCAUGACAGCUGACAAAGACAAAGACAAAGACAAAGAGAAGGACCGGGACCGAGAUCGGGACCGAGAGAGAGAUAAACGAGACAAAGCAAGAGAGAGUGAGAAUUCAAGGCCACGCAGGAGCUGUACCUUGGAAGGAGGAGCCAAAAAUUAUGCCGAGAGCGAUCACAGUGAAGAUGAGGAUAAUGACAACAAUAGUGCCACCACGGAGGAGUCCACCAAGAAGAACAAAAAGAAACCACCGAAAAAAAAAUCUCGCUACGAAAGGACAGAUACCGGCGAGAUAACAUCCUACAUCACUGAGGAUGAUGUUGUCUACAGACCAGGAGACUGUGUGUAUAUCGAGAGUCGGAGGCCAAACACGCCGUAUUUCAUCUGUAGCAUUCAAGACUUCAAACUGGUCCACAACUCCCAGGCCUGCUGCAGAUCUCCAACUCCUGCUUUGUGUGACCCCCCAGCAUGCUCUCUGCCGGUGGCAUCACAGCCACCACAACAUCUUUCUGAAGCCGGGAGAGGGCCUGUAGGGAGUAAGAGGGACCAUCUACUCAUGAACGUCAAAUGGUACUACCGUCAGUCUGAAGUUCCAGAUUCUGUGUACCAGCAUUUGGUUCAGGAUCGGCAUAACGAAAAUGACUCUGGAAGAGAACUUGUCAUUACAGACCCGGUCAUCAAGAACCGAGAGCUCUUCAUUUCUGACUACGUUGACACGUAUCAUGCUGCUGCCCUCAGAGGGAAGUGUAACAUCUCCCAUUUUUCUGACAUAUUUGCUGCUAGAGAGUUUAAAGCUCGAGUGGAUUCAUUUUUCUACAUAUUAGGCUACAACCCUGAGACCAGGAGGCUGAACAGCACCCAGGGAGAAAUUCGUGUUGGUCCUAGCCAUCAGGCCAAACUUCCCGAUUUGCAACCGUUCCCUUCUCCAGAUGGUGACACUGUGACCCAACAUGAGGAACUGGUCUGGAUGCCUGGAGUUAAUGACUGUGACCUUCUUAUGUACUUGAGGGCAGCAAGGAGCAUGGCAGCAUUCGCAGGGAUGUGUGACGGAGGCUCCACAGAGGAUGGCUGUGUUGCCGCAUCUCGGGAUGACACUACCCUCAAUGCGCUGAACACACUCCAUGAAAGUGGUUAUGACGCUGGCAAAGCCCUGCAGCGCCUGGUCAAGAAGCCCGUGCCCAAGCUGAUCGAGAAGUGCUGGACCGAGGACGAAGUGAAACGCUUCGUUAAGGGGCUCAGGCAGUACGGCAAGAACUUCUUCAGAAUUAGAAAGGAGCUGCUUCCCAAUAAGGAAACAGGGGAGCUGAUCACCUUCUAUUACUACUGGAAGAAAACCCCCGAAGCGGCCAGCUCCCGGGCCCAUCGCCGGCACCGCAGGCAGGCCGUGUUCAGGAGGAUCAAGACCCGCACCGCGUCCACACCCGUCAGCACGCCCUCCAGACCACCCUCCAGCGAGUUCCUGGACCUGAGUUCAGCCAGCGAGGAUGACUUUGACAGUGAGGACAGCGAGCAGGAGUUGAAGGGGUACGCCUGCCGCCACUGCUUCACCACCACCUCCAAAGACUGGCACCACGGGGGCCGGGAGAACAUCCUCCUGUGCACGGACUGCCGCAUCCACUUCAAGAAGUACGGCGAGCUCCCCCCCAUCGAGAAGCCUGUGGACCCCCCACCAUUCAUGUUCAAACCUGUCAAAGAGGAAGACGAUGGGCUCAGUGGGAAGCAUAGCAUGAGGACACGGCGCAGUCGUGGCUCGAUGUCUACACUGCGCAGCGGUCGUAAGAAGCAGCCAGCCAGCCCUGAUGGUCGCGCCUCGCCGAUCAAUGAAGACAUCCGCUCCAGUGGCCGGAACUCACCCAGCGCUGCCAGCACCUCCAGCAAUGACAGUAAAGCAGAGACAGUGAAGAAGUCGGCCAAGAAAGUGAAGGAGGAAGCCUCAUCCCCCCUCAAGAGCACCAAGCGCCAGCGGGAGAAGGUGGCCUCCGAUACAGAGGAGGCCGACAGGACCAGCUCCAAGAAGACAAAAACCCAGGAAAUCAGCCGGCCCAACUCGCCAUCCGAAGGCGAGGGAGAGAGUUCUGACAGCCGCAGCGUCAACGAUGAGGGCAGCAGUGACCCCAAAGACAUCGACCAGGACAAUCGCAGCACGUCCCCCAGCAUCCCCAGCCCCCAGGACAACGAGAGCGACUCGGACUCUUCGGCCCAGCAGCAGAUGCUACAGGCCCAGCCACCGGCCUUGCAGGCUCCCAGUGCGGCCACUCCGGCUCCCUCUGCCGCCCCCCCAGGGACCCCCCAGCUCCCCGCACCGGGACCCGUGCCCUCUGCCACUGCGGGCCCUCCCCAGGGCUCCCCCUCAGCCUCCCAGCCCCCCAGCCAGCCGCAGGCCCCAGCGGCUCCCGCUCCCCAUGCGCACAUCCAGCAGGCACCCGCCCUGCACCCACAGCGGCUGCCCUCACCCCAUCCCCCGCUGCAGCCCCUGACCGCGCCGGCUGGCCAGCCCUCCGCCCCACCUCACGGCCAGCCCCCGCUGCAUAGUCAGGGCCCGGGCGGCCCCCAUAGCCUCCAGGCCGGGCCCCUGCUGCAGCACCCAGGCCCCCCUCAGCCCUUUGGUCUCCCUCCCCAGGCCCCUCAGGCAUCAGCUCUCCCUCAUGCCUCCCUGCAGCCCCCAGCCUCGCAGUCAGCACUGCAGCCCCAGCAGCCUCCUCGGGAGCAGCCCCUGCCGCCGGCCCCCUUGGCCAUGCCCCACAUCAAGCCCCCACCCACCACGCCCAUCCCCCAGCUGCCGGCCCCACAAGCCCACAAGCACCCGCCUCACCUCUCAGGGCCCUCGCCCUUCUCCAUGAAUGCCAACCUCCCGCCCCCACCGGCACUGAAGCCCCUGAGCUCGCUGUCCACGCACCACCCUCCCUCGGCCCACCCGCCUCCCCUGCAGCUCAUGCCGCAGAGCCAGCCCUUGCCCUCCUCCCCUGCCCAGCCCCCAGUGCUGACCCAGAGCCAGAGCCUGCCCCCUGCCGCUCACCCCCCAGCAGGCCUCCACCAGGUGCCUCCCCAGCCCCCAUUUGCUCAGCACCCCUUUGUCCCUGGGGGCCCCCCUCCCAUCACUCCCCCCGCCUGCUCUUCCACCUCCACCCCACCCGCGGGGCCUGGCCCCUCAGCCCCGCCACCCUGCUCUGCCGCCGUUUCUUCGGGAGGCGGCGUACCCGGGGGGACAGCCUGCCCGCUCCCCACCGUCCAGAUCAAGGAAGAGGCUCUGGAUGAUGCCGAGGAGCCCGAAAGCCCCCCGCCCCCGCCUAGGAGCCCGUCCCCUGAGCCCACUGUGGUGGACACCCCCAGCCAUGCCAGCCAGUCAGCCAGGUUCUACAAACACCUGGACCGUGGGUACAACUCGUGUGCGCGGACGGACCUGUAUUUCAUGCCUCUGGCGGGAUCCAAACUGGCCAAGAAGAGGGAGGAGGCCAUCGAGAAGGCCAAACGGGAGGCUGAGCAGAAAGCACGCGAGGAACGAGAGCGCGAGAAGGAGAAGGAGAAGGAGCGCGAACGGGAGCGCGAGCGGGAGCGGGAGGCGGAGCGAGCGGCCCAGAAGGCGUCCAGCUCAGCCCACGAGGGCCGCCUCAGCGACCCCCAGCUCAGUGGUCCCGGCCACAUGCGGCCAUCCUUCGAGCCGCCACCAACCACCAUUGCUGCGGUGCCUCCGUACAUCGGGCCCGACACUCCCGCUCUUCGGACUCUGAGCGAGUACGCUCGGCCCCACGUCAUGUCGCCCACCAACCGCAACCACCCCUUCUACAUGCCCCUCAACCCUACCGACCCCCUGCUGGCCUACCACAUGCCCGGCCUCUACAACGUGGACCCCACCAUCCGCGAGCGGGAGCUCCGGGAGAGGGAGAUCCGCGAGCGGGAGAUCCGCGAGCGGGAGCUGCGGGAGAGGAUGAAGCCGGGCUUCGAGGUGAAGCCCCCGGAGCUGGAUCCCCUGCACCCAGCCACCAACCCCAUGGAGCACUUCGCCCGGCACAGCGCCCUCACCAUCCCCCCCACUGCGGGCCCCCACCCUUUUGCUUCUUUCCACCCGGGCCUGAACCCCCUGGAGCGGGAGAGACUGGCCCUGGCGGGCCCCCAGCUGCGGCCUGAGAUGAGCUACCCUGAUAGACUGGCGGCCGAGCGGAUCCACGCCGAGCGCAUGGCCUCGCUGACCAGCGACCCCCUGGCCCGCCUGCAGAUGUUCAACGUGACUCCGCACCACCACCAGCACUCACACAUCCACUCACACCUUCACCUCCACCAGCAGGACCCCCUCCAUCAAGGUUCAGCAGGCCCGGUGCACCCGCUGGUUGACCCCCUGACCGCUGGCCCUCACCUGGCUCGCUUUCCCUACCCCCCCGGCACCCUCCCCAACCCUCUGCUUGGACAGCCCCCCCAUGAGCACGAGAUGCUUCGUCAUCCAGUUUUUGGUACCCCCUACCCCCGAGACCUGCCUGGGGCCAUCCCACCCCCCAUGUCUGCGGCCCACCAGCUGCAGGCCAUGCACGCCCAGUCAGCAGAGCUGCAGAGACUGGCCAUGGAGCAGCAGUGGCUGCACGGACACCCCCACAUGCACGGUGGCCACCUACCAAGUCAGGAAGAUUAUUACAGUCGACUGAAGAAAGAAGGUGACAAGCAGUUAUAAGUUAUUUAUUUGUUAACGCUGGCUGUGGAAACCCCAAUUCUUGGGGGGGAGAAACAGGACUUUUUACAUACAAUACGAGCUACAGAAGCAAAAAGAAUAUCUUCUAAAGAUUUCUUUAUAUAUUUAAAAACCCCACAACUAAAAAUGUUAUCAGCAUAAUAGUGUUUGUUUGUAGAGAGAAUACCUUGAGACUGGUUUGGGUCUCCCUGCAUGACAGUCCCCCAGAAACUUAGUGAGUCCUGGACUGGACUGAACAUUCAGAAAACUUUCCCUGCAAUCUUGGGGUUUGGCUUUAGUUUUCUUUUCCUUCCUUGAUUUCUUGGCAGGUGCUAGAAUCCAGUUCACACCCUUCACUGUGUGUGCAGACACACUCAGCCACGUGUGUCCCAGAGCCCACGAGGUCUGCAGAUAGGUGGCAUAGGUGUUUGGAAUCCAAGAGCUAUAAUUUUUAAAAAAACUUUUAUUUUAAUACAUUGUAGGAAAUCUUCAUAAUUUGAGAAAGUUCUGCAGCAUGGCUUUUUACGUCUGUAAAUAAAUAAUUUUAGAACGGCAUUUUUUUUCUUCCACAAACUAUUCUGAUCUAUUUUUUCCAGCCAUGUCACUAAUUGUGAAUUCCUACCAGCUAUUGACAGAAUACAGAGUUGAUUUUUUAAUAAAAAGUUAUAUAUAAUUAUCCCUUUAAUUAAAGGGAACAGAUGGGCGUUACUAAUUACAAACGGGCAGGAGCUUGGGACGAGGUUUGGUCGCAGCAGUGGGCAUCCAGGGGUUUGCAGGGACGAUGUCACAAACCGUUUCUUUGUUUUGCUGCCUUGGUUUUCACUUCUGUCUGUUCCUAGCUUGUGCUUCGCCAGAGGUGCGGAUAUUUGUUAGAUCGAACCUUUUUUAUUUUGUACCAGGAGCGCUGGAGUUAAGUGUCCACCUUGUUCUGUCUCCACGGGAUAGAAAGCACAUGUUUCUAUGUGUCUGAUUGUAGAUUUCCUUAUACGUUUCUAUGCACACACAUUUGGCUCUUCUGGGUGAACUGCCUUCUUAAAUACUCUGACAAUUUCGGAAACAUUCUAGAAAAUUCAACAAGAAAACGAUUCCCUACAAAUAGCACACGCUUGCCAAAGGAAUCUGUUAGAAACUUCCCCUGUUGUGUGUCAUCACUAGGAUCUCCCUGCACUGAGGCCAGGCCACCCCUGCUGCACGGCCUGAGGCCGCUUUUGCUUGAGGGAGGCCCGGAGUUGGCACGGUUAUGGGUGGGGACGCCGUUUGAGUCCCACUCUUGCUCUCGUUCCUGGUCGGAAUGGCUUCCUUCUGCCUGGGAGCUGCCCCUCUGAGGGCUCGGGCUGCUCUGCAGGGGGGCCGCCUCUCCUUCCUAGUUGUGGACGCGAUGCACUUUCUCCAGAGCGGGGCCGGGCGUGGGGGGUGUCUGCGCCUGUUGAUGAAGUGUUCUGUCAGGACGUGACCUUUCCCCGCUCCUCUCCCCUCAGACUGGGAGUCACAUCCAAGAGCUGUGGGAUGACAAGAGCACGUGUGGGUCGGUGGACGUGUGGGGCGUGUCUAGGGCUGGAGCCGAGUCGGGGGCAGGAAGAGAGGCUGGCGCUUUGACCCAGAAGCCAGCAGGUGUGAGCUCAGACCCAGGUUCCGGAUUCAAGCCUGCAUCAGGGCCGUUUCCAGUUUCUGUUAAAACUACGGUUGGUUUCCGUCGGGACAGAUAGAGGAUUGUUUUGUCUGUUGGGAAUGUUUGUGGUUCUCUCCUUUGAUUUUUCUCUCAUUCCAUUUCUGCCUUAACUUUAGCUCCUUAGAAGGGAGGCGAGCUCAGAUGGACCCUGUGCCAUCAGACUGGGGGCUGCACGGGCACGAGGCACUUGUUUCCUCUGGGGGGGCGGGCCGGCUCUCCUGCAGCCCCUGCCCCGCUGCCCCCACCUUCUCUGCCAUCUUUGGUUUCCGUGCCUGCCAUUCAGUUAAACCUUUACCGCCUCUCUGUGUCCUCCGUUUUUCCAAAGAAGAGACGGAGUGAAGUAGUCGGAAGUCUCGACUUGAAAACCGUCUGCAGGCGUUUCCUUGUUCGGUUUUGGUUCUUUCCCCAUAUCCCAGGGUGAAGCACUGAGAUUCUUCCACUUAAAAACCUGCAACCCGAAACCCUCACCUGGUCAGCUGCACUUGGUUUAGGAGGCCCCAGACCUUCACAGUGUCUUUGAAGCCCGACCCCUUGGUUUCCUUUUGGAUUUUCCUUCCUUUUGUUUGAAGUUUGGUUUUGCUUUUCUGUGUUUUGUACGUAUCUUGUUGAAUGUUGUCAAGAUUGAGCUUUGUUUCACUGCAGGAGCAGAGUGUACAUUCUGAUUUGCUACGUUUAUAUAUAUCUUGAAGCUAAAUGUAUAUAUGAGUAGUUUGCCAUGAGAUAACACAGUGUAAACAGAGUAGACACCCAGAAAUCGUGACUUCUGUGUUCUCUCCAUUUUGAGUCUUUUGUAAUUUUUUUGAAAUAUUUGUGGACAUAAAUAAAACCGAGCUACACUACAA